Penicillium daleae is the source of this 663-nucleotide messenger RNA. RefSeq lists its product as uncharacterized. The transcript has a single exon. The coding region runs from base 1 to 663 and encodes 220 amino acids. The record is from RefSeq and is a predicted model, not a curated record. NCBI's taxonomy places the organism in Eukaryota, Fungi, Ascomycota, Eurotiomycetes, Eurotiales, Aspergillaceae.
AUGGACGCAGAAACUCCCCCAGAAUCAACAGCAGGAAGUGAAAACUUCUUGUAUGCGAGAGAAAUCGCAGAAUGGAAAGUAAAGUCUGGCUUCUGGCGGUUCAGGGACAUCAUUACCGACAUCACGGACCUGAUCCAAGACGAACAUUCCGAGAUGACACCAAUGGACGCACGAGCAAAAGCAAAGGAAAUCGUCCAGCCGUUGUGGGCAACACAGCUCCGAGCACAAGCGACUUGGCCUGACAACGAAGAUACUGUCUGCGAGAAACUGGAGUCUGCGUUCGAUUCCCUCGAGCACGAGCAGAAAAUCCUGGCCCGCAUGAAUUACACCUGCUGCAGGACCUGUGGUGUUGCCGAAAUUGGUGGGGACAGCGAUGAGAAUACGCAGGGAUACGUUUUCUUCCAUGAGCAGGGUACGGAGCGGUUAGUUUCGUGUGGGAGAAUUCUGCUUUAUUUCGGGUCGUUUACCGAUUCGGAGAGUAAGAAUGAGGCUAUUGGGAAGGCGAUUGUAGGGUCGUUGAGAAGCGGAGGAUUGAGUGUGGAGUGGUCUGGAGACCCAACGACGGCAAUCGAGGUGAAUUGUGGUGAGUGGAGGAGACAUUUGGACUCGGAUGAGGAAGAUGAUGAGAGUGAAGAUGGGAAAGAGGGAGACGAUGAGGAGUAA